Messenger RNA from Mangifera indica (mango), 3315 nucleotides. Its product is annotated as ion channel DMI1. Lineage: Eukaryota; Viridiplantae; Streptophyta; Magnoliopsida; Sapindales; Anacardiaceae. The coding region runs from base 180 to 2981 and encodes 933 amino acids. Gene Ontology annotation, biological process: monoatomic ion transport. The transcript is spliced from 12 exons. The record is from RefSeq and is a predicted model, not a curated record.
ACUUCGUCCCCACCCUCCACGUCAUCUCCUGCACCACCUACACCACUUACAACGGCCCAGAUCCUCCCUCUCAAAGCCAAAACUAUCCCUUUCAUUUAUCCCAGAUCUCUCGUUAUUCAAAUCGUUCAAUUUUCUUCCCCACAAAUUGUUCAAUUUCCUUCAUUUAAGCUCCUGAAGGUAUGCAGAAGAGUGACAACACCAAGGCGUCGCCGGUGGCAGCGGAAAGGCCGCCGCGACAGAAGAGAACGAAGACAAUACCGCAAGAUACUCACUUCCACGGCCCGCUCUUCCCGGCGGUUCGACGUAACUCGACAGCGAAAAAGCCGCCGUCGGAUCUCCGCGUUUUCAUUGAGUCCGAAUCGUCAUCCUUGCCAUCGAAUCGCGGUAACGCUACCCCCAGUAGCAGGAGUAGUAGCAGUAAUGGAAGCACUGGUUUUAAUGUGAAUAGUUUUGGGGAGAGAGAUUGGAUGUACCCUUCUUUCUUGGGCCCACACAUGGGCCGAAGUGGGGUCAAAGUCAAAGGGAACAAGGCCCAGAAACCGCUGACGAUUAGUGAGGAGCUGAAGAAGGAGGAGGAAGUGACGGAGGUGGUGGCGGUGAGUCAGACUCGAACUCAGACUCAGUCGACUUCGGUGAGUCAGACUCGGACUCAGAUUCAGGCUCAGUCUAGUGCAAGAACUCCCGGAGUAAAAAACUCCUUGGUGUAUUAUUUGCUAAUUUUCAGUUGUGUAUUCUUUGCAUCUUAUGUGAUUUACCUGCAAGAUAGAAAUGUAAAACUUGAGGAUGAGAAUAGUAAACUUCGUAGAGCAUGUAGCAUUAAAGGAAUUGUUGAAAAUGAAAGUACCAGAGUUUUGCAGCUUGAACAAAGCAAUUCAACUUCCAAUUUUGGUAAUGCUGACAGUAGAGUCAUUGCUUUGUACACUGUGGUAGUCACACUCAGUGUGCCAUUUGUCUUGUAUAAAUAUCUUGAUUAUCUUCCCCAAAUAAAGAAUUUCUCCAAAAGAACAAAGAUAAAGAAAGAGGAAGCUCCCUUGAAGAAGAGAAUUGCAUAUAGGGUGGAUGUGUGUUUCUCUGUUUAUCCUUAUGCAAAGCUUCUUGCACUUCUCUUUGCGACUAUAUAUCUUAUAAUAUUUGGAGGCUUGGCAUUGUAUGCGGUCAGUGACAGCAGCUUUGCUGAAGCUCUUUGGCUCUCAUGGAGUUUUGUAGCUGACUCAGGAAAUCAUGCCGAUAGGGUUGGCAUUGGACCCAGGAUUGUUUCUGUCUCAAUAAGUUCAGGAGGUAUGCUGAUUUUUGCAAUGAUGCUUGGACUAGUCUCAGAUGCUAUCUCUGAGAAAGUAGAUUCACUGCGGAAGGGGAAGAGUGAAGUUAUUGAGAAGAACCAUAUACUAAUUCUUGGAUGGAGUGACAAACUGGGUUCACUACUGAAGCAACUAGCAGUAGCAAACAUGAGUGUUGGAGGUGGUGUAAUUGUUGUUCUAGCAGAAAGAGACAAGGAAGAAAUGGAGAUGGACAUAGCAAAACUAGAAUUUGACUUAAUGGGGACUUCUGUCAUUUGCAGGAGUGGCAGUCCUCUCAUUCUGGCUGACUUGAAGAAGGUCUCAGUAUCAAAGGCUCGUGCCAUCAUUGUUUUAGCAUCUGAUGAAAAUGCAGAUCAGAGUGAUGCACAUGCUUUAAGGGUUGUUCUCAGUCUAACAGGAGUCAAAGAGGGUUUAAGAGGUCAUGUUGUUGUUGAGAUGAGUGACGUUGACAAUGAACCUCUGGUUAAGCUUGUUGGAGGAGAGCUAAUUGAAACGGUUGUUGCACAUGAUGUGAUCGGGCGCUUGAUGAUUCAAUGUGCUCUGCAGCCGGGCCUUGCACAGAUAUGGGAGGAUAUACUGGGAUUCGAGAAUGCUGAAUUUUACAUUAAGAGGUGGCCUCAAUUGGAUGGUCUGCGUUUUGAAGAGGUGCUUAUUUCAUUUCCUGAUGCAGUUCCUUGUGGAAUAAAGGUUGCUGCAGAUAAUGGAAAGAUAAUUCUAAAUCCAGAUGAUAACUAUGUUCUGAAAGAGGGGGAUGAAAUUCUUGUUAUAGCUGAAGAUGAUGACACUUAUGCUCCAGGUUCACUUCCAGAGGUACGUAGACAUUUCUUCCCAAAAAUACCUGAUCCUCCAAAAUAUCCUGAGAAGAUAUUGUUCUGUGGCUGGCGCCGUGACAUUGAUGAUAUGAUUAUGGUAUUAGAGGCAUUCCUGGCCCCUGGUUCAGAGCUGUGGAUGCUUAAUGAGGUUCCUGAAAAAGAGAGAGAGAAGAAGCUUAACGAUGGUGGACUCGAUAUUUCUAGAUUAGAGAAUCUAAAACUUGUGCACCGAGAGGGGAAUGCUGUCAUUAGACGACAUUUAGAAAAUCUUCCUUUAGAGACGUUUGAUUCUAUACUAAUUCUUGCAGAUGAGUCUCUGGAAGACUCCAUUGUGCAUUCUGAUUCACGAUCUCUUGCCACCCUUCUCCUGAUUCGAGACAUACAGUCAAAGCGUCUCCCUUACAGAGAUACAAAGUCAACUUCCCUACGGCAAUCUGGGUUCUCUCACAGCUCAUGGAUUCGUGAAAUGCAGCAAGCUUCAGACAAGUCAAUAAUUAUUAGUGAAAUCCUAGAUUCUAGGACCAGGAAUCUCGUUUCAGUUUCCAGGAUCAGUGAUUAUGUGCUAUCAAAUGAGCUGGUGAGUAUGGCACUGGCAAUGGUGGCCGAAGACAAGCAGAUAAAUCGUGUUCUGGAAGAACUGUUUGCUGAGGAGGGGAAUGAGAUGUGUAUAAAACCUGCAGAGUUCUAUUUAUUCGACCAGGAAGAGCUUUCUUUCUACGAGAUAAUGAUCAGGGGUCGUCAAAGACAGGAAAUUGUGAUUGGCUAUCGCCUUGCCAAUUCAGAAUAUGCAAUAAUUAACCCUUCACAGAAAUCUGAUCCAAGAAAAUGGUCUCUUGAUGAUGUUUUCGUUGUCAUCUCCUCGGGAGACUGAGGAUCAACCCUCAUUUCGGAUCAGCGCAAUAAGUCAGGUCCCAUAACCUUUAACACUUGAAACCGAACAGUUACUUUCAACUGGAAAAUCUCCCGAAAAUGUAUGGAUAGUAGGUUAACAUCUUAAUCUACUUUUAACUACGGAUGCAAUCAAGUUCAGCUGAGUAGUGUUAGGCUCGAGCUUGACUCAAUCAGGUUUAUGCAAAAUUUGAAACUGAGCUCGACUAAUUCAGGAGUUGUAGGCUUAAGCUUGAGAUAGAAAAUAUUAGUUGAAGCUUUGUAUGAGAAUUAUGUUAAUCCCUUUAAUUUAUAUAUUUAUCAAUUAUCUUCAUAUA